Molecule: messenger RNA, 6844 nt
Organism: Branchiostoma belcheri (Belcher's lancelet)
Lineage: Eukaryota; Metazoa; Chordata; Leptocardii; Amphioxiformes; Branchiostomatidae
Product: ankyrin repeat domain-containing protein 17-like
Exons: 34
Coding region: 137-6586 (2149 amino acids)
Biological process (GO): innate immune response
Cellular component (GO): cytoplasm
Molecular function (GO): RNA binding; protein binding
Source: RefSeq, a predicted model, not a curated record
UCCGGGUCAGUCACAUUUCAUAAUGGCGGAGAGUAGCGACUGAGGUGACAGCCUCUCACGACAUUCCCACUAUUAUUUCUUCAAUAGCACUGCUAGAAAGACAGAAAACGUGCCUAUGUGAAGCCGAGCGCGGAAGAUGCAGCAUGAAAUACAAAAUGUAGAAGGGGAACCCGAACAGAUGGCGAAGAAUGAGGGGAAUUCUGGGUCCAAAGUCGAGCCCCUGAACGUUACCUUCACCAAGCUGGCCGAUCCCCAUGCUGUGCUAGCCGCUGCCAUGCAGGACGAUUUGAUGGCUGACUUGUCAGGAAGUGAGGAAGGGGAGGUUUCUGAGGUGGAAUCUUUCAUCCUUGACCCAGAGGAUUUGGAAGGUCACCCCAUGUUAGACACGGCGUCCAAACUCCUGCUGACCGCUGCCAGCGAGGGCGCUGACCUCCGUGCCGUUGACCCUGAAACCCAGGCCAGACUGGAGGCAUUAUUGGAGGCUGCUGGAAUUGGCAAACUAUCAACAGCUGAUGGGAAGGCGUUUGCGGACCCUGAGGUACUGCGGCGCCUGACGUCCUCGGUGAGCUGUGCGCUGGACGAGGCGGCCGCCGCCCUCACACGGAUGAGAGCGGAAAACGGCGGGGGGAGCAACAACAGCCAGGAUGGAGACGGGUCUCUAGCUGAGGCGUGUAACGAGGGGGACGUUGCAGCUGUACGCAGACUGCUGGACGAAGGCCGCAGCGUUCACGAGACAAACGAGGAGGGAGAGAGCCUCCUGUCCCUGGCCUGCUCAGCUGGGUACUACGAACUGGCCCAGGUGCUGCUGGCCAUGCAUGCCAAUGUAGAAGAUCGGGGGCUGAAGGGUGACUGUACGCCGCUGAUGGAGGCCGCUAGCGGGGGUUACACAGACAUCGUCAAGCUGCUGAUCGCUCACGGGGCGGACGUCAACUCUCGCUCAUCCACAGGGAACACAGCUCUGACGUAUGCCUGUGCCGGUGGGUACGAAGACGUUGUGCGUAUACUGCUGGAGGCGGGGGCGCGGAUCGAGGAUCACAACGAGAACGGGCACACCCCGCUGAUGGAGGCGUCCAGCGCCGGACACGUGGGCGUGGCCAGGCUGCUGUUGGAGCGAGGCGCCGGCAUCAACACUCACUCCAACGAGUUUAAGGAGAGCGCACUCACACUGGCCUGCUACAAAGGCCACCUGGACAUGGUACGUUUCCUGUUGGAAGCCGGUGCAGACCAGGAACACAAGACUGACGAGAUGCACACUGCACUUAUGGAAGCUUCUAUGGACGGCCAUGUUGAGGUUGCCAGGUUACUGCUGGACCAUGGUGCCCAGGUCAACAUGCCCACGGACAGCUUCGAGUCGCCGCUGACCCUGGCGGCGUGCGGGGGUCACGUGGAGCUGGCCAACCUGCUGAUCGAGCGCGGAGCCAACCUGGAGGAGGUGAACGACGAGGGCUACACCCCGCUGAUGGAGGCGGCGCGCGAGGGGCACGAGGAGAUGGUCGCUCUGCUGCUCAGCCAAGGUGCCAACAUCAACGCGCAGACAGAGGAGACCCAGGAGACAGCCCUGACGCUGGCGUGCUGCGGAGGGUUCCUGGAGGUGUCAGACUUCCUCAUCAAGGCUGGGGCAGACAUGGAGCUGGGCUGCUCCACUCCCCUCAUGGAGGCUGCUCAGGAGGGACAUCUGGAGCUGGUCAAGUACCUCAUCCAAGCAGGUGCCAGUAUCCACGCCCAGACCGCGACCGGCGACACUGCCCUGACCUACGCGUGCGAGAACGGCCACACGGACGUGGCGGACAUCCUUCUCCAGGCCGGUGCCGAGCUGGAACACGAGUCGGAGGGCGGGCGCACCCCUCUCAUGAAGGCAGCGCGCGCAGGCCAUCUGUGCACCGUGCAAUUCCUCAUCACCAGAGGUGCGGAUGUGAACAGAGCCACGUCUAAUAACGACCACACAGUCCUGUCCCUGGCCUGUGCUGGCGGACACAUCUCUGUGGUGGAACUCCUGUUGGCUCACGGAGCAGAUCCUUCACACAAACUCAAGGAUGGCUCUACCAUGCUGAUUGAGUGUGCCAAGGGUGGCCAUGCCACUGUUGCCUCUCUCCUGAUGGACUAUCCCAACAACAUGCUGACCCCUCCUCCCCCUCCGGAGGUGCCCCAGUUGGCAUCUCCCACUUCGGAGAAUGGCCAGGCCCCCCGUGUGCCGACUCAGGCCCUCCCUACUGUGGUACCUCCACAGGAACCAGACCAGAGACCUGGACAACUCACCUCUACAGAACCGGUAAACUGCCUUUUUACCGGUAAAGCAACGCGUUUCGCCAUACAACCCACACAUAGCUCCAUCAGUCCGGGGUCCCAGCCCUCCUCAGUCCCCCUCACCCCCAACCCCUCCCCUGUCCCCGCCCCCAGUCUGCCAAUCUACCCGGGGAUCGAGGUGGACGCACAGACUGAAAGUAACCAUGACACAGCCUUGACCCUGGCAUGUGCUGGUGGACAUGAAGACUUAGUCAGGGAGCUCAUGGCACGGGCGGCUAACCUGGAGCACAGGGACAAAAAAGGCUUCACCCCCCUGAUUCUGGCCGCCACGGCAGGACACUCCAGUGUGGUGGAGGUACUGUUGGACAACGCAGCAGACAUAGAGGCUCAGUCUGAGAGAACCAAGGACACGCCACUCUCACUAGCCUGCUCCGGGGGAAGGCAGGAGGUUGUGGAGCUUCUCCUGGCCAGGGGGGCCAAUAAGGAGCACCGUAACGUGUCUGACUACACCCCCCUCAGUCUGGCUGCCUCUGGUGGGUAUGUCAACAUCAUCAAACUACUGCUGCAGCAUGGAGCAGAGAUCAACUCCAGGACGGGGAGCAAACUGGGCAUCUCUCCAUUGAUGCUGGCUGCCAUGAACGGCCACACUCAGGCGGUCAAGCUGUUACUGGACAUGGGGAGUGACAUCAACGCACAGAUCGAGACCAACAGGAACACAGCCCUGACGCUGGCGUGUUUCCAGGGACGACACGAGGUGGUCAGUCUGCUGGUGGACCGCAAAGCCAACGUGGAACACAGGGCAAAGACCGGCCUGACCCCCCUGAUGGAGGCAGCGUCCGGCGGGUAUGCAGAAGUGGGGCGUGUGCUGCUGGACAAAGGUGCUGAUGUGAACGCUGCUCCUGUCCCCUCCUCCAGAGACACUGCCCUCACCAUCGCAGCUGACAAGGGACACUACAAGUUCUGUGAACUUCUCAUUCAGAGAGGAGCCCAGAUUGAUGUGAGGAAUAAGAAAGGCAACACGCCGCUGUGGCUGGCAGCAAAUGGCGGACACCUGGAUGUUGUGCAGUUGUUGGUUAGUGCUGGGGCCGACAAAGAUGCAGAGGACAACAGGAAGAUCACACCUCUCAUGGCCACCUUCAGAAAGGGCCAUGUGAAGGUGGUGCGCUGGCUUGUGAAGGAAGUGACACAGUUUCCUUCAGACCAGGAGUGUAUGAGAUACAUAGCCACCAUCUCUGACAAGGAACUGCUGAAGAAGUGCCACCAGAGUAUGGAGAUCAUCGUGAGUGCCAAGGACAGGCAGGCAGCAGAGGCCAACAAGAACGCUAACAUCCUGCUGGAGGAGCUGGACAUGGAAAAGACCCGUGAAGAGAAGAAGAAAGAGGCAGCGGCAAGACGGAGGGAGAAAAAGAGACAAAAAAGAAAGGAAAAGCAGCAGGCGAAGGAGAAGGAACAACAAGACGAAUCACCAGAAAACAAGAAAGAGGAAGAGGAGGUAGAAGAAGAGCCUGUCCCACUGGAUCCUCCAGCUGCCUCAACCACCACAACCAUAGGGAAAGUUCGCACCACAGACACAGUCUCCACGGUGGCAUCCCGUAACACCAAGAACGUCGCCAAAACCACCAUGGCGAACGCAGCGCCACCCAAAACUAAAGACCGGCCCAGUAAAAGGGAGAGCAAGAAGAAGUCCAAGGGGAGAGAGGACUCCAACACGACGGCGAACAACUCCAGCGAAGACCAGAAGAAGAACAAGAAGGACACCAAGCAGGAGAAGAAGAGCUCGGCGGCAGAGCUGGAUGAUUUUGAGGAGGCAAUCAAACCAAAGAGGAGCAAGGGGAACCUGAUAUCCAGAGAUGCAGAGGACGUGGUGAAAGUCAUCAAGACAACUGCACUUGCGUCAGAAUCUCACUCAGGCCUGAGUCCAGUAACGCUCCCCCACGGGAUGAUGAAGCAGUCCAUCGCGACAACGAGCACGGUCACCACCAUCUCCGUCAAACCCUCCGCUACCGUCGCCAUCAGUCCCAAACGGGGCAGCAAAAAGGAGGAGGGAUGGAAGGAAGUCAUACCAAAAAAGUCGAAGCGUAUGCUGGUCCCGGGUAGUGCAGUGAGCCGUGUGAUUGGACGAGGAGGGUGCAAUAUAAACGCCAUCAGGGAAGUCUCCGGAGCGCACAUCGAACUGGACAAACAGAAAACUGCCAGUGGAGACAGAUGGAUCACCAUCAAGGGAAACAACGAUGGGAUGAGACAAGCGCAGAACCUUUUGAACGCCCUGAUAAAGGAACCAGAUAGAGAGCUGGCCGAGAUCAUCCCCAGGGUCAAACCAAAGGUCGCCUCUAAAACCUCCCCGUCCACCUCCCCUCCCUCUAACAAGCCCGCGGCUUCAAAAUCAGCAGCAGCUAAGGUGGUCCCAACCACGGUGACGGGAAGGGUUCCCAUGACGGCGGUCUCCGUGGUUACGGGGAAACCACCCGUGAUGGCGCAGCCCGGAACAGCCACCAACGCGCAGAAGCAAGCAGCACCAAGUGGAAGUAGCAACAAAACCCAGAGAAGUUUGUCCAACUCUGCCACCAGCAGUAUUCCCCUGUACUCCAACCCGACGCAAUCCGUGCUCAACCAGAUCCAGUCACAGGCCCUCAGACACCCGGGGAUCCAGGCAGCCAUGACGCAGCUCCCUCCUCCCUUCCCCCACCCUCAGGCCGCACCGGGGUGGGGGGCGUUUCCCGUACGCCCCGCCCCGCCGGCUGUUGCCCCUCAGGGUCAGAAGGGGACGGCCCACCACCCGCCAGGAACGAACACCGUGGUGACGGCAGCGACGACAACCACCACCACAGCCUCCACCACGACUGCCCACGCCGUGUCCAGUUCUGCCACGUCAGGCGUACCCCAGCCUCCUAACGUGGAGUCCGCCAGGCGACAGCUGUUCUCUGACGGCAACAUGCCUCCCCCCGCAAUGAGAGCACGAUCAGAGCAGCUGUCUCGAGGCUCGGCGACCUACACCACACAGGCGCCCUCCGCCGGAACAAACACUACCUUCGCCGACAAGGUUGGCCCGCCCGGCGCCCGUCUACAAACGUCGCAAGCCCAGCCCGUGUUGCACGCAGCGAGACCCGCACAUGUUACUCUCCCCUCUGAAGUCAAAAGUACUGUCACCAUGGUGACGUCAGGACUGCCGUCCUCAGGCGGCUCGGUGGGUUUGAUUGGUCCGCCGGGGCGGAGGGAGAACCCGCCCAUGUCCAUGGCUCCGGGAGUCGCCAGCGCGCCUCACGUGGGCUCGCCACACCGUAUCCCGCCCCAGAUGUCGGCCUCGGUCCCGCAGUCGGCUCCCCCGGACUACUCAGCACCGGCGUACUCCCCGUUCAGUGGGAACUCCCCGUUCGGCCAGGUGGGGCAGCCCCGCAGCAUGUUCACGGUCUCCUCCCGACCCAAGUCCAUGGGAGACAUCCCCAACCUCCUCUUCCCCAACAGUUACACCUCCGACCAGUCCCAGAACGAGGGGGUGAAUGGGUCGGUGGCACCGGGCUACAGGAGCGCAGUCAACCAGCAGAACGUGCCGGGCCACUACCCCAACAGCUCCCCUCCCAACUACACCACCUCCCCCAUGUCAGCCGGCCCCGCGGGAGCCGACAUCUUCACCCCCCUCCCCGCACACAACUCUACCCGCUCCUCCACCCCCUCCACCGCCGCCUCCUCAGAGUCCCCCAUCCCCCCUCAGUCCCCUCGCUCCUCCCCCAUCGGCAGUAGUGCCUCCCCCUCCCCAACACCCAUCGGCGCCGACAAACCAGGCCAGGAGAGGAAGCCAAAACCCAUCGGCACGGAGAGGGCCCACAAAAAGGCAGGGUCUUCAGCCAUGAUGGGAGAGAUGUCUCAUCCCCUAGGACCCAGUAACAUCUGGUCCUACCCAAUAACUGGAGCAACCCUUGAGCUCCUGAGAACCUUGCGAGAUGCAUCUUCCCCGUGGGUGGCACCCUCUCACCUGCUGAACACAGGUGGGCUCCCCGACAACUACCCGCCCCACCCCGACAACAUCCGGCCGCACAUGUCCCCACCCACCAGCCUGCCUGCCCCACCCCUGGGGCCGUAUCCCAUGGGAGACAAACCACCGAUGGGGAUGUCCAACCCUGCGGCUGGUAGGAUGCCACAUCUGUACGGCCAGGCCAUGCAGCAGUACCCGCACCUGGGCCACCCCCCUGUCCACCCCCCCUCCACCCACUCCUCCUACCCCCCCACUGGUCCCCCACCCCUCCCCCCUGACGUCAUGUGGAACCACACACAUGGGAAACUCCCCCCGCAUGCUGAGGAGCCCAGGAACCAGAACCAGGGAUGGGGGAUGUGGAACCAGCAGUGAAAAGAAGAAAACAAGUCCCCUCUCUAAGGUCGCCAUCCCAUGUUUUCUAUGGAGCAGAUACUGGCAGCCAGCAGCCGAGUUAGACCCUUACCUAUAGCAAUCUGCAACAUGUGCAGGACCAUAGCUAAGAUGUGUUACAGUAAAGAGUCCAGGACCCCCCUGGCCAGUGCAAAGGCAUGUUGUUUGGUACAAGAAAGUUCCAGGAAUUAUAAGGUUAUUAUGCAUCAAUUAAAGAUCUCUCCUUUGUCAGGACAGUUA